AUGAAGGAAGCUGUUGUUGAUAAAUCAGUCACUGUCGCGAUCCGUGACGUUGACAUUCCCGUCGUGAAGCCUGGCCAAGUGUUGAUCAAGGUGGUUGUAUCUGGCACUAACCCUAAGGAUUGGAAGGUGCCAACAUGGCAGCCCGAUGCGCCUGCUGCAAACCAGGGAGAUGAUAUUGCUGGCUACGUCGAGGCUGUGGGAGAGGGAGUGCCAAAUUUCAGAAAGGGUGAUAGAGUGGCCGCUUUCCAUGAGAUGCUUACAGCCGGGGGCAGCUAUGCAGAGUAUGCCAUUGCCUGGGCGCACACGACCUUCCAUCUACCCGAGGAAACCAGCUUCGAAGAGGGCGCCACGAUUCCUCUCGCUGCAAUGACAUCUGCAAUCGGACUUUUUCAGGAGUUGAAUUUGCCUCUUCCUUGGAAUCCUGCAAAGGAGUCGCUACCUCUGGUUGUGUAUGGCGGUUCUUCAGCUGUAGGAGCUUUCGCGAUAAAAUUGGCUCGUCUCUCAAACAUCCACCCUAUCAUCGCAGUGGCCGGCAAAGGCACCUCGUACGUCGAGACUUUGAUUGACCGCUCUAAGGGCGAUACGAUCAUUGACUACCGUGAAGGGGAUGAAGCGAUUCGCAAAAACAUCAAAGCUGCUGCCGGUGGCCUGCCAAUUCACCAUGCAUACGAUGCGGUCUCCGAGAAGGGGUCCUACCGGAACUUAGGCGCAGUGCUUACUGCACCAGCGAAGAUCACCGUCGUCCUUCCAGGAAUUGAUUCUAAGGAAGUUCCAGAGGGAGUCCAGCUGUUAAGGACAAGUGUUGGAUCAGUUCACCAAUCUGCAGCUGCAGGACAGACGGUCGGUAACAUCGAGUUUGGCGCUGCAUUCUUCGCCUUUUUCGGCUGGGGAUUGGCCCAGGGUUGGUUCACGGGCCAUCCCCACGAGGUGCGCCUCAACGGAUUGGCAGGACUUGAAGAAGCAUUGCAAGACUUGCAGGCCGGUAAUGCUUCAGCAAUAAAGUAUGUUGUGCGCAUCGCCGAUACCCCAGGACUGUAG
Messenger RNA from Aspergillus oryzae RIB40, 1038 nucleotides. Its product is annotated as zinc-binding alcohol dehydrogenase family protein. NCBI's taxonomy places the organism in Eukaryota, Fungi, Ascomycota, Eurotiomycetes, Eurotiales, Aspergillaceae. Gene Ontology annotation, molecular function: oxidoreductase activity, acting on NAD(P)H. The record is from RefSeq and is a predicted model, not a curated record. The transcript has 2 exons. The coding region runs from base 1 to 1038 and encodes 345 amino acids.